Engraulis encrasicolus (European anchovy) is the source of this 2557-nucleotide messenger RNA. It is a transcript of the gene gab3, whose product is annotated as GRB2 associated binding protein 3. The transcript has 10 exons. Gene Ontology annotation, molecular function: signaling adaptor activity. Bases 609 to 2450 code for a protein of 613 amino acids. Lineage: Eukaryota; Metazoa; Chordata; Actinopteri; Clupeiformes; Engraulidae. The record is from RefSeq and is a predicted model, not a curated record. Gene Ontology annotation, cellular component: cytoplasm. Gene Ontology annotation, biological process: signal transduction.
ACACACCCUUCUCACGCAGACGAGCAGGGCACACCUCUCUCUCUUCCUCUCUCUUCUCUCUCUUCUCACUCUCCACCCUCCCUUCCCCUUCCUCCCUCCCCCUGACUCCCUCUUUCCCUCCCUCGCGCCGUCCCCCUCUGCUAUCUCCCUCUCAGUACUCUCUCUCUCUUCUCUCAGUCUCUUCGUGUGAUCAAUGGCUUGACUUCCUCCUUGUAGGCAGCUGGGGAUUGAAGAGAGGAUCCUCUGUGUUCGCUUUGCAGUCUUGACAAGCAGCAGUGGCAGUCAGCAUCCGCCGCACGGAGAGGGGAGCACAACCAACCGGCACACACACACACACACACACACAUACAGGCAGAAUACAUAUGUCCGUACAUAUACACACACACUCACUCACACACCACACCAGCUCUCUCUAGCACAUAUUCUCUCACACAUACUCUCUCUAACAGACAUCCACAAACACUCUCUCUCCCAGAGACUCACACUCUCUCGCAUACAUCACACACAAACACACAAACACACACACACACACACAUCCAUGCAGGCAGGCACAUGCGGCCAGCCAGCGCGGACUGGGAGGACUGGGACUCGGUGAGCGGGCGGCCAAGAUGAGUGUGAGCACGGACGACGUGGUGUGCACCGGCUGGCUCAUCAAGUCCCCGCCGGAGAAGAAGCUCAAUACGCGAUACUCAUGGAGGAAGCGCUGGUUCGUGCUGCGCCAGGGCCGCAUGAGCGGCAACCCGGACGUGCUGGAGUACUACCGCACCAAGUCGUCGCGCAAGCCCAUCCGCACCAUCGACCUGCAGGAGUGCGAGGUGCUGACGCACGGCGAGCCCCAGCAGCACCUGCACAAGAGGCCCUUCCAGAACCAGCACCUGUUCGUGGUGAAGACCAGCGCCCGCGUCUUCUACCUGCUGGCCAAGACACAGGAGGAGAUGAACAGCUGGGUGCAGAGCAUCAGCCAGAUCUGUACCUUCAGCGUCCCCGAUGACACAGACUCUGCGGACAGUUUGUCUCACACAUCCCAGCAGCCGUCCCCGGCGGUGUCCCCUCGUGCGUCGCUGGUGUCCCCCGGCGAUGGGGGGGCCGUGAUGGGGAGUAGGGAGCGGGUCCCCGAGAGCGAGGGCAGCUCGCCCCCACACUACCUCAUCCUGUCACAGUGCAACACGGGCACCGUCACCAGGAGCAACAGCUUCACCAACUCCGAGCUGUCUCUGGAGCAGAGCUCGUCCGAGAUGGCCGCCGAGGACACCUUUUCGUCCCCUCUCUCCACCUCCACCAAUGGUGGCCCUCCGCCCUCCGUCACCUCCCCCCACCUCCUUCUCAGUGGCCACCACCCCCACCAACACCACCCCCACCACCUCCACUACCAACACCCCCACCCCCACCACCACCACCACCAUCACCACCCCACGUCCACGGCUGACGCCGCCCCCUUCAGCGCUCCCUGCGGCCCCACGCCCCUCUGCCCCUCGUCCUCCUGCACCUCUGCCUCCGUCUCCUCCAGCUCCUCCCCGCGCUCCCUCCAGCAGCUGCCCAGCGUCUUCUCCUUCGACCGGCCCUUCUGCCCCACCAACGCCUCCUCCAACGGCUCCAGCGCCUCCGUCUCGGAUCCCCACACGCCGCACUCGGCCCACACCCCGCCCCCGCUGCCCCCCAAGCCCACUCACUUCUCGGACGGCGCGACGGUGCCGCCGCCCCCUCUGCUCCGACACAGGGUCUCCUUGCCCUGCCUGGACUUCAGGAGAGUCUCAGGAGAGCCCGACAGCUUGGCAAGGAGGAGGAACAAAAUGGCGAGUCUCCAUCUGUCCUCCUUGGCAGCAGGUGGCAGCCUCUCGUGCCCGCCGCCGUCAUCAGACGACUCCUACGUGCCCAUGGCCUCCCCGCCCGUCUCCGCGGCGAUGGACGACGUGGCCUCCGAUGGCUACAUCCCCAUGAGCCCCGCCUCCUUCCCCGUCGCAAGGAAUGCUGGGAAGGCGGAGGCGCCGCUGCCGGCCGGGGCCGACCUCGAACCUCCGCCCGUCAACCGAGAGCUGAAGCCCAAGCUGAGGCGAGCGCGACCGCCACCUCUUGACCUGAGAGGGUUGUCCACCAUCAGAGAGCAUCUCCCAUUGGUCAGAAUGCACACAGAGCCCAGCUCGGGGCACCCCUGCAUGGCGGCUGAGCAGAGCCGAAGAUUGAGGGCCUUGACUCCAGCGGACCCCGAGGCCUUGGCCACUCCUACGGAGCGACAGCCGUUCUUCCCGGUGGGAGGGGAGCAGCCCUGGAGGGGAUCCCGUCUGGACUACAUAGCCGUCGACUUCAACUCUGCCUCCCCCUCUCCUGUGCUCAAGAAGCCGCUCCUGUCGGAAGAGCACAGGGUGGACUAUGUCCAGGUGGACAAAAAGAAGACUCAGGCCCUGUUCGAACUCAGCAAGGAGUGGCAAGAUGUCCGCCAGUCGCAGGCUUAGCCGCCGCCUCUAUCUCAGCCAGACCAGAAGCUAAAGACAUGCCUAAAGACAUAAAGACAUACAGUACCUGUACCUGUCCAAUACGGGUUGGUAACAGUCUUCUGGAA